CACUAGGCACCGCAAAUUGCAUCGUUCCUUAUUGAAACACAGAAAGAAACUAAAGCAUUCCUAUUGAAUAAAUUGAAUAAAUAACUUUUUUAUUGUGAAUAUUUAAAGUGGAGCAAUAAGCUACUGUAUGAAAAAUUUAAUAAAAAAAUGUGUUUACAAUUUUUAUGAUAUGAAGUACAGGAUCGCAUCACAUAAACGUUCGCAUCGAAAUGCAUCAAAACGUCAAAUAAGUGCACCUGGGAGGAUGCAAUCAACUAAGCAGAAGAAGAAGAACAAAAAGAAGAGUUUAUUGAUUGCAACAACACAAACAAAAUAUACCACAGUCGGCAAAUUGCAUUUUGGCUUGAUCUUCAAUUUCGCUUUCGAUGGAAAAAGAAAAACCCGAAGAGCCAGAGAACCCACCAGCACCUACCGACGCCGGCGAAACGCCGGUGAAGGAAACACCACCAGCGGAACCAGUUAAGAAUGAAGAAAAAGCUACCGAUCCUAGCGAUGCGGUUCCGUCCGGUAGCGGAACAAAGGGUCCGGUAGCGAAACAGUCGGCACCAAAGACCACUAAGAAAAAACGGCAAAAACCACCAAAGGAUGCAAAUGCUCCGAAACAUCCACUUACCGGCUACGUUCGCUACAUGAACGAGAAUCGGGAAAGUGUACGACAAAAAAAUCCAUCUCUAACAUCUAUUGAAAUUACGAAAGUUAUGGCUGAAGAGUGGACCAAGUUGCCGGAAGAUCGAAAGAAACCAUACCUAGAAGCAGCGGAGGUGGACAAAGAACGGUACAACAAGGAGAUAUCGGAAUACAAACUAAACAAUGAAGCGAAAGCUAAAGCAUUGCAAAACGAAGCACAAAUGGCGAAGAAGGAAGUAUCGGAACCAAAGGUAGCAAUACCGCCCAUUCCGUACGUUAACGGGAAAGUGGAACCGAAAGUGUCACGCCAAGGGGAUUAUGAUAUACCGAUUUUUACGGAAGAUUUCCUUGACCACAACAAAGUCGUCGAUUCGGAGCUGCGUACGUUGCGCAAAUCUAACAUAGAUUAUGAGCAGCAGAAUUCCGUUCUGGAGAAGCACGUUGAAAACAUGGAAAACGGCAUCCAGAAGCUGGACAGCGAAACGAGCAGUUUGGAAGCGCGGAAUGCUGUGCUGGAGAGCUAUUUGCUAAAGUUGCGCACGACACUGGCUAAUGCUCUGCAGGGAUUGCCUAUCUCCAGCGACUGUCCCGGAGCUACAGUAGACAAUAUUGAUCAGUAUUUGGAGAAUUUGCAUCAAAUGGCAGACUCAAGCACGCAGGGCCAUACAUUGAACAAAGCGAAAGACAUUAUUCGUAAGCUAGAUCUACAGAACCUUACGCUUUAAGGAGCAAUAAUUAGGAAGGAUACGAUGGAUACAACGA
Anopheles funestus (African malaria mosquito) is the source of this 1389-nucleotide messenger RNA. RefSeq names its product high mobility group protein 20A (gene Hmg-2). NCBI's taxonomy places the organism in Eukaryota, Metazoa, Arthropoda, Insecta, Diptera, Culicidae. Gene Ontology annotation, biological process: regulation of gene expression. Bases 366 to 1352 code for a protein of 328 amino acids. The record is from RefSeq and is a predicted model, not a curated record. Gene Ontology annotation, cellular component: nucleus. The transcript has 2 exons.